Corythoichthys intestinalis (scribbled pipefish) is the source of this 816-nucleotide messenger RNA. It is a transcript of the gene pth4, whose product is annotated as parathyroid hormone 4. Gene Ontology annotation, molecular function: hormone activity. Lineage: Eukaryota; Metazoa; Chordata; Actinopteri; Syngnathiformes; Syngnathidae. Bases 124 to 459 code for a protein of 111 amino acids. Gene Ontology annotation, biological process: bone mineralization. Gene Ontology annotation, cellular component: extracellular region. The record is from RefSeq and is a predicted model, not a curated record. The transcript has 3 exons.
CUUUUCAGAGGUUCUUACGCAAAAACAAGACAUCCGACGGUGCGUCAACGCUAUAAAAGGUCUAGAGGUCAAGCGGGAUGCCGUCAUUUUGCAGUUUUUCAGCAGAGGAGCGGAUCUCGACAGAUGAAAAUGUGUCACCUGCACGUCCAGUGGCUGCUGGUAUUGAUGCUCUUGGUAUUCUUCCCCGCUGGACUCUGUCAACAAGAACAGAGCCGUCGAGCGGUCUCCGAGCACCAGCUGAUGCACGACCGCGGCCGCAACAUUCAGAGUCUCAAGCGGCUCAUCUGGCUGUCCGGCGCCAUGGAGGGGCUGCACACCGCCCAGACCCGCUCGGUCGCGGACCCGUACGUGUCCGCGGAGCCCGCCGCUGAGGAACCAAGGUCCAGUCUGGUGCAGAACCUCCUGAGAGACUUCUUCAAAGGUUCUUAUGGGGCGCAGAUGAUCAAACGAGAGCCCUAAACACAGAAAAAUACAUUCAGUCGGUGUCAAAUAGGAAUAAAUUGGACCCGUGGGUGUGCUCCCAUUUUUGUAUCUUUUAAUUUUGCGCAUGCUGGAAGCAUUCAACAUGAUUUUAACUUUUUCACAUCAAUCAACACUAUUCGACGUCAAUAUGAUUCCACUUCAUACAUCAUUCAAGGAUAUUCUGUAUCGUACGUUGUUCCUCCUAUUUCGACAGUAUUCCGCAUCAUACAUCAUUCAUUCAACAUUCUGUACUUCCGAACCAAACAACAAUUCACAUCAUCCUAAAAAAUUCCACAUCUCACAACUUUAUUCCACAUUACUCAAAAAUGUCCCACAUCAUUCAUUCAACAGAAC